Molecule: messenger RNA, 2700 nt
Organism: Schistocerca nitens (vagrant locust)
Lineage: Eukaryota; Metazoa; Arthropoda; Insecta; Orthoptera; Acrididae
Exons: 4
Coding region: 1-2700 (899 amino acids)
Source: RefSeq, a predicted model, not a curated record
AUGUCAACACCUGACCUGACCUUCGUCACACGUGGAGCAACAGGUACACCCGUGCGAGCUAUAAGAAGGGUCCUCAAGGCGUUCCCCCGAAGCCAGCACAAUCCAGUAAUAGUGGAGAUCGGACUAUCAAUCCCAGUCAUAAAAAGCCUCCCAAUCCCCCGGUGGAACCUGAGGAAAGCUGACUGGAAUAAAUACCGAUCCUAUGUUGAGAAAACGAUAAACCGGAUACCACCAAAACCCGAUAACUACAAAAGAUUCGUAAACUUAGUACAAAAAGCGGCCCUAAAUGCAAUUCCACGAGGAUCGAGAAAGGAAUACACCCCCUGCUGGACGAAAGAGUGUGAAACACUACUGGAGGAAUAUGAGAAGACCGGGGACGAGGAGACUGCAGACCAACUGGUCAACGCCAUGAAUGAGGAUCGUAGGAGUAGAUGGAAGGAGGCGAUGGAGAAUCUAGAUUUUACCCACUCCAGCAGGAAGAGCUGGGGCCUGCUGAGGAAAUUAGGCGGUGCCACAGCGCCUAACAGGCCGACUCUUGGAACCAGCGCAUCUGAGAUUGCAGCUGUCCUGAAACAGACCUCCAAAAUCCAGCUAAAAACAGCCAAAAAGAGAGAAAUUUCCCAAGAGCUAAGCAGUUUAUUGCUUAAUAACCCAACCAACAUGGGCAUUGUAAAAGAAGUGGAGACAGAAGAGAUAUCCCAGGCCUUGAAGCUAAUGAAGACAGGAAAAGCAGCCGGACCUGACAACAUCCUACCAGAACUCUUAAAGGAAUUGGGAACUUUAGGAAGAAGGUGGCUGGCCAAACUUUGUACGGAAUGCAUAAGCAUGGGGGUUGUGCCGAAGGAAUGGAAAGAAGCAAAAGUCAUCGCAGAACGAAUAAAGGGGGAGACGGGCCAACAGACGGGCCAACAGACGGGCCAACAGACGGGCCAACAGACGGGCCAACAGACGGGCCAACAGACGGGCCAACAGACGGGCCAACAGACGGGCCAACAGACGGGCCAACAGACGGGCCAACAGACGGGCCAACAGACGGGCCAACAGACGGGCCAACAGACGGGCCAACAGACGGGCCAACAGACGGGCCAACAGACGGGCCAACAGACGGGCCAACAGACGGGCCAACAGACGGGCCAACAGACGGGCCAACAGACGGGCCAACAGACGGGCCAACAGACGGGCCAACAGACGGGCCAACAGACGGGCCAACAGACGGGCCAACAGACGGGCCAACAGACGGGCCAACAGACGGGCCAACAGACGGGCCAACAGACGGGCCAACAGACGGGCCAACAGACGGGCCAACAGACGGGCCAACAGACGGGCCAACAGACGGGCCAACAGACGGGCCAACAGACGGGCCAACAGACGGGCCAACAGACGGGCCAACAGACGGGCCAACAGACGGGCCAACAGACGGGCCAACAGACGGGCCAACAGACGGGCCAACAGACGGGCCAACAGACGGGCCAACAGACGGGCCAACAGACGGGCCAACAGACGGGCCAACAGACGGGCCAACAGACGGGCCAACAGACGGGCCAACAGACGGGCCAACAGACGGGCCAACAGACGGGCCAACAGACGGGCCAACAGACGGGCCAACAGACGGGCCAACAGACGGGCCAACAGACGGGCCAACAGACGGGCCAACAGACGGGCCAACAGACGGGCCAACAGACGGGCCAACAGACGGGCCAACAGACGGGCCAACAGACGGGCCAACAGACGGGCCAACAGACGGGCCAACAGACGGGCCAACAGACGGGCCAACAGACGGGCCAACAGACGGGCCAACAGACGGGCCAACAGACGGGCCAACAGACGGGCCAACAGACGGGCCAACAGACGGGCCAACAGACGGGCCAACAGACGGGCCAACAGACGGGCCAACAGACGGGCCAACAGACGGGCCAACAGACGGGCCAACAGACGGGCCAACAGACGGGCCAACAGACGGGCCAACAGACGGGCCAACAGACGGGCCAACAGACGGGCCAACAGACGGGCCAACAGACGGGCCAACAGACGGGCCAACAGACGGGCCAACAGACGGGCCAACAGACGGGCCAACAGACGGGCCAACAGACGGGCCAACAGACGGGCCAACAGACGGGCCAACAGACGGGCCAACAGACGGGCCAACAGACGGGCCAACAGACGGGCCAACAGACGGGCCAACAGACGGGCCAACAGACGGGCCAACAGACGGGCCAACAGACGGGCCAACAGACGGGCCAACAGACGGGCCAACAGACGGGCCAACAGACGGGCCAACAGACGGGCCAACAGACGGGCCAACAGACGGGCCAACAGACGGGCCAACAGACGGGCCAACAGACGGGCCAACAGACGGGCCAACAGACGGGCCAACAGACGGGCCAACAGACGGGCCAACAGCAGACCGCUGAGGCGGAGAAGAAACGCGCCGAGGCGGAGAAGAAACGCGCCGAGGCGGAGAAGAAACGCGCCGAGGCGGAGAAGAAACGCGCCGAGGCGGAGAAGAAACGCGCCGAGGCGGAGAAGAAACGCGCCGAGGCGGAGAAGAAACGCGCCGAGGCGGAGAAGAAACGCGCCGAGGCGGAGAAGAAACGCGCCGAGGCGGAGAAGAAACGCGCCGAGGCGGAGAAGAAACGCGCCGAGGCGGAGAAGAAACGCGCCGAGGCGGAGAAGAAACUGGGAGACAACAUUCAGCUGUAA